This is a messenger RNA of Brassica napus (rape), 844 nucleotides long. RefSeq names its product protein INCREASED RESISTANCE TO MYZUS PERSICAE 1. The transcript has 2 exons. NCBI's taxonomy places the organism in Eukaryota, Viridiplantae, Streptophyta, Magnoliopsida, Brassicales, Brassicaceae. The record is from RefSeq and is a predicted model, not a curated record. The coding region runs from base 243 to 590 and encodes 115 amino acids.
CGUUACUUACACACGGUUACACCAAUAUGAAUUUCUAUACAUACAAAAAUAGUUAUGAUUAGAAAAAUUAAUUGUAGAAAUGUUAUAAAAAUAAAACAAUAUUAUCUCUGUUGUUAGAUUCUUUUGCUUUUUUUCUUUUAAAUAUCUUGUGUUUUCUUUUCUUCAUUCUCCCCUUCGCUUCUUCUUCCCAUCACUUCACACUUCUUCUUCUUCUUCUUCUUAGAGAGAGAGAGAGAGAGAUAAUGGUUCUGGGAAAGCGUCAUGGCUCUUUGAUUAAGAGAACAACAAGCAUGCUAAUGAUCACAGACGAUAUAGCCACGAUCUAUGACCAUGCAUCUCAGCCGUCUGAUCAUCUAACCAUGCAUCAGCAUCAUCAUAAUCCGACGGUGAUGAUGGCUACUAAUAACGAUGAUGACUUCUUGAGGACUUGUAGCCUCUGCAAUCGAAAUCUAUGCCAUCGUCGUGACAUUUAUAUGUAUAGAGGGGACAAUGCAUUUUGUAGCUUAGAUUGCAGAGAGAAGCAAAUUAAGCUUGACGAGAGGAAAGUGAAAAAUGGCGUUAGAGCAUUCAAGAAAACCGUUCGUAUUUGAUCGAUUAUGUAUCAUCUAAAAAAUAAUAAUAAUAAUUUUUCGUUGCGGGUGAAAUCAAUAUGUCUGGGUUUUGUAUAUAAGAAUAAUAGAGCUAAAAUAUAACAGAAAAUCUAAAAUGAGACGAAAUGAUUGUGUGAUCGAUAAUAAGCAUGAUAACUUAUGAGAUGUAGAGUAAAUUGAAGUUGAUUUUCGUGUGAAUUGUCUUUGUAUUGCGUAUAUGUAAUAUCAUUGUUAAUGUAUAUUUAGAUGGUCUA